AUGAAAAGACUUCAUAGUCAACUAGAUAGUAAUAGUAAUAAUAUUAUGUCUCAAUUAACUAUUUGUACACACAGUGGAUCAUUCCACGCCGAUGAAGCAUUAGCUUGUUUCCUUUUAAAACUUACCGAUCAAUUCAAAGAUGCUAAGAUUAUUAGAUCAAGAGAUACUGAAGUUGUAAAGGCUGCUGAUGUAGCUGUAGAUGUAGGUGCUGAAUACAAUCAAAGUAAACAUAGAUAUGAUCAUCAUCAAGCUGGUUUCACUGAAAUCUUUGGUGAUGGUUUCAAGACUAAAUUAAGUAGUGCUGGUUUAAUUUACAAACAUUUUGGUAAAGAAAUUAUCAAGAAUAGAUUACAACUUGAUGAAAGAAAGGUAAACCUUAUUUAUAAAAAGGUUUAUGCCAAUGCAAUUGAAGAGUUGGAUGGUAUGGACAAUGGAAUUGAAAGAUAUCCAAUUGAUGUCAAACCAUUGUAUGCAGUUACAUCGACUAUUGGUAACAGAGUUGCUAGUCUCAAUCCAAGUUGGAAUGAACCACAAGACGAUGACAUUUUGUUCAAGCAAUUUGAAAAGGCAAUGACAAUGAUGGGUGAAUACUUUUUGGACAAGGUCGACUAUUAUGGUAAGAGUUGGGUUCCAGCCUACGACAUUGUAGAGACUGCCGUUAAAAAUAGAUCAUCGGUUCACUCGUCGGGUGAAAUCAUCAUUCUCGAUCAAUACUGUCCAUGGAAAGACCAUCUCUACCACGUUGAAGAUGUUCUAUCCAUUCAAACCAAAAUCAAAUUUGUCUUGUACCAAGAUACUCUUGGUUCAUGGCGUAUUCAAGCUGUCAAUCUCGACUCUCAUUCAUUUGCUCUUCGUAAGGCUCUUUUGGAAGCAUGGCGUGGAAAACGUGAUCAAGAAUUAAGUGAUAUCAUUGAUGCAAAUGGAUUUAUUGGUGGACAUAAAACGAAAGAAGGUGCUUUAACCAUGGCAAUCAAAUCAUUAUAA
Messenger RNA from Cavenderia fasciculata, 984 nucleotides. Its product is annotated as metal-dependent protein hydrolase domain-containing protein. Gene Ontology annotation, cellular component: cytoplasm; nucleus. The record is from RefSeq and is a predicted model, not a curated record. The transcript has 4 exons. The coding region runs from base 1 to 984 and encodes 327 amino acids. NCBI's taxonomy places the organism in Eukaryota, Evosea, Eumycetozoa, Acytosteliales, Cavenderiaceae.